Ctenocephalides felis (cat flea) is the source of this 624-nucleotide messenger RNA. RefSeq names its product protein unc-13 homolog D-like. The record is from RefSeq and is a predicted model, not a curated record. NCBI's taxonomy places the organism in Eukaryota, Metazoa, Arthropoda, Insecta, Siphonaptera, Pulicidae. The transcript is spliced from 3 exons. The coding region runs from base 123 to 371 and encodes 82 amino acids.
UGUGGUGAGCAACACACAAACGUCCACAAAAAGACCCUGAAUCCAAUUUUUGAUGAAUGUUUUGAGUUUUCUGUAACCUUAGAUCAGUGCAGAUCAGAAGGUGCAAUGGUUGCUUUACUGUGAUGGAUCAUGAUGUAUUGACUGCCAAUGAUUUUGCUGGAGAGGCUUUUCUGGCCCUAGGCAACAUUCCAGGAGUAGCUGAUGGAAGUUCCAGUGUCGAAAACUUUCAUGGUUUAAAACACGUUGAUCUUCCAUUGAUGCAUCAACACGACAAACAGAAUCCUAUUUUACAAAUUUUGGAAUCCAGAACAGGUGAUCGAAUGGCCAUAGAAUUUGUGAAAAAACAAAAACUUAGGUUCUCAUCAGCGUAAUCGGAUGUCGGAUGGUAAAUUUAAGGACAUUUUAAACCAACUGCCAACUUUUGAAGUAUGUAUAUAUGUAUUUAAUUAAAUUAAAAGAAUCUCAAUUGGAUUUUUCCAAAACAUGUAUAUUGACUUGGUGAGUAGAAGUUUUUCUAAAUAUGCUAUACCCUUAAACCUGGGACCAGUUUUGUCUCUUUAUUUGUGAAAAUGUGUAUCAAGUUGUUGUACGAUCAGGCGUAUUUUAUAUAUAAACGAAAAUUCU